GCGGAGAGGAGAGGGAGAGAUCCUAAAUGCGCUUGACAGAACCGCUAAGAUGGCCGAUAUGAUGGAAUCACCGCCGCUAUUCGAUACCAACGAGACCAAAUUGGACGACCUGGAGGACGACGACGAGGAUAUCUUCGCGUCCGCCGUUCAGGACCAGAGUCAAUUGGAGGAUGCUUCGCCUUACAAUGGAGUGUCCAAGAUUCAAGCGGAGCUGCCGAAGCUGUCCUUGCGAGAUGCAGAAGAGAAUUCAUUCUCCUCUAUGUCCAGUCCGGCUCCGGGUCCCCUGAGUCCUCCACUAGGACCGAUGAAUACAGAUAUCGGUGAUCUUCAUGAUGUUCCUAUCAAUGAUAAUGCAGACACACUGUCUACAAGUAUAAUCCAUUCUCGGUCCUUAGAAGAGGUUCCAGCAGACACGUCUGAAGUUUUCUUGAAAAUUACCGUCACUUCUCCUCAGAAGAUAGGUGAUGGAAUGGGCGCCUAUGUUGCGUACAAAGUUGAAACGAGGACGAAUAUGCUCAUCUUUAAGAAGAGAAACUUUAGUGUAAUUAGACGUUUCAGUGAUUUUCUAGGUCUCCAUGACAAAUUGACAGAAAAGUAUCUUAGGAAUGGCAGAAUAAUUCCACCAGCCCCAGAAAAAAGUGUCAUUGGAACGACGAAAAUUAAAAUGUCUGGAGACAAGAGUCAAGAGCAAAAUUCGAGUUCUACUGAAUUUCUUGAACGACGUAGAGCAGCUCUCGAGAGAUACUUGAACAGAACAGCCACACAUCCUGUUCUGAGUAUUGAUCCUGAUUUCAGAGAAUUUUUAGAAGCUAAUAUAGAAUUGCCUAAGGCUACCAAUACAUCUGCAUUGAGUGGCAAAGGAGUGAUGCGACUUUUCAAUAAAGUUGGAGAAACUGUUAACAAGAUAACGUACAAAAUGGAUGAAAGUGAUACGGAGAGUAAGUGGUUCGAGGAGAAAACAUCUCAAAUAGAUUCCCUAGAUAUUCAGUUGCGCGCGUUGCACUCCGCGGUCGACUGCUUAACGAGUCAAAGAAGAGAAUUAGCAAAUUGCACUGGUGCUACGGCAAAAUCGGUCGCCGUCCUCGGUCAUGGUGAACCUGGAGCGUCUCUCGGCAGAGCGUUGGCACAGUUGGCCGAAACUCUAGAAAAGGUCGAGGUCAUCAGGAAGACGCAGAGCAACAGCGAUCUCUAUCAAUUUGGAGAAAUGUUGAGGGAUUAUGUGGCACUGAUUGGUGCAAUUAAAGAUGUCUUUCAUGAGAGAGUGAAGGUCUUUCAAAAUUGGCAGCACGCCCAGUUAAUGCUGAACAAGAAGCGCGAGCAAAAAGCGCGGCUCGAGCAGUCGGGCAGAACGGACAAGACAAGUCAGGCGGCUACCGAGGUCAUAGAAUGGGAGGCGAAGGUGGACAGAGGUCAGGAGGAGUUCGACAACAUCUCGAAAAUGAUAAAGGAGGAGGUGGAGCGUUUCGAACUGGUCAGAGUGCAAGAUUUCAAGAAGCAGCUGAUCGAGUAUCUGGAAUCGAUGCUGCAGCACCAGAAUCAACUCGUCAAGUAUUGGGAGAGCUUCCUGCCGGAGGCACGAGCGGUGGCGUAAAAACACAUUCCUCGCGUUUAAGGCUCCUGGCUCCUCGCCGACCAUGUCAGAUUGUGACGUCAGAAACGAGAGAACACGCUAAAAAUUCUUGCAUAUCAUUUUACCGAAAUAAAAAGAUAUUUCGGUACAACAGCACUUCAAAUGGCUUCAGAGUAAUGGCAUACUCUUAAAAUACCUCGAAAACUAUCAUUUUCCCUUUACAAUCAAUUUGGAAAGUGACUAAUAUAAGACCCAGUCGUUGAUUGUUACGGGAAAAGAAUAGUUUUUGAGGUAUUUUAAAAUCCGAAAUAAUCCCAAGUAGCAAAUAGACGUCCCUUUAACGUUUAAUGACGUCAUUAAAUGUCAAAAUGAUGUCACUUUGACAUUUAAUGACAUUUGAUGUCAAAAUAAUGUAGGUUUGUUACCUGGCAUGUUUCAUUGAAAUAGCUUUUCAUUUAAAAAUGGCAUCUAAGAAUUUUCAAUGUGUGCCUCUGACGUCAUAAUCUGACAUGGUUGCGACGAGCCUUAAAAUAAAAGAGUAAUAUACAUUUUUAAUACGAUAAUAAGGCCGAGACAUCUACCUAACAUAUAAACGAGUAAUUUCUACACCGUUUAUGGAAGUUAAUUAUUCGUUCAGAAUCAGAUGAGCAUAGCGUGUUCUUCUUAACUAAUAAUAAGAGGUUUCUUGAGCUUUGUUGAGAGAAUAUAGUUUAUAUCAGAGAGAAAAAAAGUGGGAGCAUACACGGUGCAUUUACGAUUACGAAGAUACUGUCUCGAUUAAUUUGAGAAUAUUCUCAUUGUACGAACUUAAUUAAAACUCUCAGAUUUUUAUUAUA
Nylanderia fulva is the source of this 2406-nucleotide messenger RNA. NCBI's taxonomy places the organism in Eukaryota, Metazoa, Arthropoda, Insecta, Hymenoptera, Formicidae. The record is from RefSeq and is a predicted model, not a curated record.